Ornithorhynchus anatinus (platypus) is the source of this 2274-nucleotide messenger RNA. It is a transcript of the gene MRO, whose product is annotated as maestro. Gene Ontology annotation, cellular component: cytoplasm. The record is from RefSeq and is a predicted model, not a curated record. Bases 22 to 1362 code for a protein of 446 amino acids. NCBI's taxonomy places the organism in Eukaryota, Metazoa, Chordata, Mammalia, Monotremata, Ornithorhynchidae. The transcript is spliced from 11 exons.
GGUCUUGCUAUCCGCCUCACAAUGCUUAAGGGACAGAAAUGUUGUGACUUGUAUCCAUCCUGCAUUAAGGCUAGCAACCAGGCAGAAAUCAGUGUCUACAGAAUUACUGAGCCUAAGACCCAUGGAGUGAAAAGAAUGGAAAAACAAACAUCUAGUGUCAAGAAGAAAGCAAGCACUGGACUGGCGAAAUUCAGGAGAGUCAUUUUAUUUGACCGUCAAAAUUGGGAGCUGUGGUUUUUCCCCAGAGGCACACUGAACCAGUUCUCCAGCAGAAUCACCACCGCAAUUUACAAGAAAGCAAGUUCAGAGCUGGAGCUGAGAGACGCUUAUGGCAGGACUGACCUUUUCCUCCUGGUCAGUGAACAAAGGCAACUCGGCUCUGUUAUAAUAAAGCCUGCUGCCCUUCUCUUGGAAGACUACCCCUUUGAGAAAAUCAUUGUUUUCUUCUUAAACAGGCCCCUGCCUUUUGACAGCUUUCCUGUGGAAGGGCUGAGGUGCUUCCCUGCCCAUGCCAUGAUGGAUGGUGAAGCUAGACAGCUUCCUGAGGAGGAAAACAAGUGGAAUCUCUCAGGAUCUCCCCAGAUGCACUCUAAUGGAACAGGCCUGUUGACCAAUAAAGAAGAGCAAAGCAACAUCCCAGAAAGCCUCAUUCCCAGCUGCCAGAUGGAGAAGCCGAAGAAAACUGGGAUAGCAUUCUUUUCCAAGAUAACGCGGAACCUGACGUUCAAAGACCGGGAGCCUCUGAAGAAUGCAUUUUACCGUUUGGCGGCAAGGGCUCGAGACAGCAAUAUUACAAAGCGCCACAUGGCUAUUCGAGGCUUAGGGAAUAUGGCCUGCGAAGCCCCAGACAAGGUCAAGAAGUAUAAGAAGAUAUUGCUGGAUCCCCUGGUUCAUGGACUUUAUGAUCCUGUGAGUCCUGAAGUCAUAUAUGAAAGUGUAAAGGCCCUUAGUGUUCUCCUGGGCAAGAUCAAGGGGACAGGUUUGGGCUCCUUCUUCAUAGACAUCACCCUCCAGACCAGGACGCUGCUCGAUGACGAAAAUGACAGUCUGAGGUACUCGGCCUUUAUCUUGUUUGGACAACUGGCUUCCUUUGCUGGGUGGAAGUGGAAGAAAUUUUUCACCAGUCAAGUUAAACAGACUCAGACCUCAUUCCUGGUCCAUUCCCGGGAUGUAAAUUCCAACGUGGCCACGGCUUGCAGAGCUACGUUUCAUGCCUGCUCCCCAUUUCUGAGGCCAAGAAAGAGAUCCCUCGAAUACUCACUUCAGAUGCAGGAAGAGCAAAGGAACCCUAAACUCUGCCGACAACUGAGUCACUAUCACCCAGAACUCUUGCAGUUCUUCUAUGCAAAUAAAAUCCUAUGAAGCCUCCGCAGCAUGGAAAGCAUGAACUCAACACUGAAGAGCCCGGCUUGGAUCGUCUUUAUUGUAUUCAGCUCAUUUCCUGUUCUUUAGGCCCACGUCCCUCAAAGUGAGAAAAAAUAGCUUUUACUAGCAUUCGGUGGUAAUCUAUUUGCCUUUACCGAGUCCGCUUUUCAUUAUCCAUGUCAGAUCUUUUAGAUUGCUUUCACUUAACCUUCACUGCAGCACCCCGGUUCAAAAUAGUGGCUGUCUCCAGGCUCAAUUACCUCUCUCCUACACAGAGGGGCCCCAGUAGGACUUAGCGGGUCUUAACUCUGCCUCCCCUGGUUUGUAGCCAUUGUUUCAUUUAUCUCUCAGUACACAGGAACUGACUAGCACUUCCACGUCGCCUAUUUUAUCCUCCAAAAUAUGGUAACAGUUUUCGGGAGUGGCAUACAGCUAGGUAAAAACUCACUCACUCACGAAUUCCUUUCCCAUCUUCUGGUAGAACCAAUCUUAACACUUUGCCCUUUUAGCCAAUUAUCUGUUCUUUAAUCAUUAAAACUCAAAACUGCCCCAUAAAUGAAUAAUUUCCUAAAUUUCCCCCUUCUAUUUGCCUGAAUCCCAUUUUCCUCUACCCCCAAUAGUGGCUCGCUUCUCUUUCUGAGCUAAACAAUAUAUCUCCAUGAUUUGCCCCAACACCUCUUUUUCAGAUUCGAUAAUGUUUUUAAAAAAUAAUUUGAAAGUAUCCACUCCUCACCUUUUCCCAGGGAUGGGUAUUUGAGUGGCAUAAGUGACAUCUUUGAAGCAUUACUACGUAGAAGAACUCUCCUCCAUCUCUUUUUCAUAGUUCCAUAACUUUCAUAAGUAUCGAUCUGUGAUCCUGUGCAUUUUGUGAAUUUAUAUUUCAAAUAAAUUUUGUAGUGAUUAAAAACC